UCACAACGAAAAAAAGUGACUUAUGGCCGUUUUUCACACUUAUGACCAUUGCAGCAUCCCCAUGAUCACGUGAUCAAAAUUCAGAUGCUCGGUCACUGGUUCAUAUUUAUGACGGUCGCAGUGUCCCGUUUUGUGACCUUCUGACAAGCAAAGUCAAUGGGGAAGCCAGAUUCAUUUAACAACCGUGCUACUAACUUAACAACUGCAACGAUUCAUUUAAUGACUGUGGGAAGAAAUGCUGUAAAAUGAGGCAAAACUCAGUGAACAACUGUCUUGCUUAGCAGUGGAAAAUUGGGGCUCAAUUGUGGUCGUAAGUCGAAUACUACCCUGUGGUGCUGAGACAUCAUUGGUCACGCUUAUGGAUGACCUUUGGGGGGCUCAGGGUGAGGGCUUUUGCUUUCUACAAAAUAAUAGAAUCAGAGAGUUGGAAGGGACCUUGGAGGUCUUCUAGUCCAACCCCCUAUUCAAGCAGGAAGCCUUACACAUUUCAGACAAAUGGUUGUCCAGUCACUUCUUAAAAACUUCCAGUGAUGGAGCCCCACAACUUCUGGAGGCAAUUUCUGUUCCACUGGUUAAUUGCUCUCACUGUUACAAAUUUCUCCUGAAUUCUAGGGUGGAUCUCUCCUUGAUUGUUUCCAUCCGUUGCUUCUUGUUCUACCUUCAGGUACCUUCUACCGUUGGAGAAUAGUUUGACCCCCUCUUCUUUAUGUCAGGCCCAAAGAUGCUGGGAUUCGAGGUUCCUGCCAAGACGGGGUCAUUCAGACAUGUGAGAACGAUUAAUCAAUGGAUUAGCCAGCCUCCUGGAGUCGUGAGGGAUCAUGGAAGUUUUCAGGAAAACAUUAAACCACCUUUUUUCUGGGAUGGAAUAAUUUCUCCUGCCUUGGCUGGAGGUCCCUUCCAUUCCUAAGGUUCUGCAACUUCUAUGUUACACGGGUCUACUUAAAAUUAGCACUGUACAACCAUUGGUCUGGGAUAACAGGAUAACAGAUGACAUAAGAAGUCCAGUUUGGGCCUGGGGUUGGACUAGAAGACCUCACAAGACCCUUCCAAUCCUGGGAUUCUGUAUUGCAUGUGUGUUAUUUGAGAUUAGCAAUUCGUUGGCUCAUCUCAGGGAUCAGCAGCUUCCAUUUUCAAGAGGGGCUAAACCCACCACCUCCAAGGCGGACUACAACUCCCAUCAUGGCUAUGCUCGGUGAGCUAUGUUGGGUACUGUAGUCUGACCCAUCAGCCUUGGACCGAGUGCAGGGUCUCUGGAGACCUUGGAAGAGUCAACCUCGGGCUGAAGAUCCUUCCGCUGACGGUUGAAUCCCGACUGCUCUUCUCCUGACUGGAGAACAGUGGGGCAUGCGGUGGGCUUGACCUCUGGCGCCCCACUCGAGUUGGUGACCUUGUGGCUUGGACAGGCUUCCUGCUUCCUUCUGGGCAACAUGUCAGCCUUGCCUCCAUCGUGGCUCCUCACCCUCUGCUCCGUGGGGCUGCUGGCCUCCCUUGGGUCAGCCUACCAACCCCCCAACAUCGUCCUGAUUUUUGCGGAUGACCUGGGCUUUGGAGACCUGGCCAGCUAUGGACAUCCCACCUCUGCCACCCCCAACCUGGACAAGAUGGCUGCCGAGGGCCUACGCUUCACGGACUUCUACAGCAGCAGCCCCGUCUGCAGCCCUUCCAGGGCAGCCCUCCUGACUGGACGCUAUCAGACCCGUUCCGGCAUCUAUCCUGGGGUCUUUUAUCCCGGCUCGCAGGGAGGCCUCCCGCUGGCCGAGGUGACGGUGGCCGAACUGCUGAAGGAGCGUGGCUAUGCCACCGCCAUGGUUGGCAAGUGGCAUCUGGGCCUGGGUCCCAACGGCAUGUUCCUGCCCACCAACCAAGGCUUUGACCACUUCUUGGGGGUGCCCUACUCGCAUGACCAGGGCCCCUGCCAGAACCUAACCUGUUUCCCACCCAGCACUCGGUGCUUUGGGGUCUGUGACCAGGGGGUGGUCCCCGUCCCCCUCUUCCUGAACGGGAGCAUCGUGCAGCAACCGAUUUACUUCCCCCACCUGGAGGGCCACUACAACACAUUUGCGCGAGAUUUCAUUAUGGCUUCUGCUCAGCGCAAGCAGCCCUUCUUCCUCUACUACGCCUCCCACCAUACCCAUUAUCCCCAGUUCGGGAGCCAAAACUACACUGGCCGAUCCUCUAGAGGACCUUAUGGCGACUCCCUCCUGGAGUUUGAUGGAACUGUUGGCUUCCUCUUGCAAGCUUUGCAGGAUGCCGGCGUCCACAAAAAUUCGCUGGUGUUUUUCACAUCCGACAACGGCCCAGAGACGAUGCGCGGUUCCCGAGGAGGAAGUUCUGGCUUGCUCAAAUGUGGGAAGGGGACGACCUAUGAAGGGGGCAUGAGGGAACCGGCUGUGGCUUAUUGGCCAGGUCGCAUUGCGCCAGGUGUGACCCAUGAACUGGCCAGUACCUUGGACAUCCUGCCCACGGUGGCUGCUCUGGCUGGGGGGCGUCUCCCCAACGUCACGCUGGACGGAUAUGACCUGAGCCCCCUCCUCUUUGGGAAAGGAAAGAGCCCCCGUCAGUCCAUGUUCUUCUACCCGUCAGCUCCUGAUGAGUUGUAUGGGGUUUUUGCUGUCCGCUAUGGAAAGUACAAAGCUCACUUCUUCACCAAAGGAGCCUUCAACAGCGGGGCGACCCCUGACCGGGCCUGCAGCGGCUUCACUGCUCUCACCCCCGAGGAACCCCCCUUGCUCUUUGACCUCGAGAUGGACCCUGCGGAGAACUACAACCUCCUGCCAGCCGGGGCCCAGAAGCCCGGAAUCCUGAAGGUCCUUAAGGAUGCCCGCCUGCUGAAAGCCGCCUUCGACCAGGACAUGACCUUUGGGGAAAGCCAGCUGGCCUUGGGGAGCGACCCCUCGCUUCAACCAUGCUGCAGCCCCCAGUGCAGCCCCAAGCCCUCCUGCUGCCGCUGUGGCUCCUAGCUCCCCCCCGCUCUUUCCUCGCACACCCCAUCCGUGACCCACAUCUUGUUCUUCUUCCCCUGGGCAGAAGAGCUGGGUUCAGUUUAGCAUACUCCCAAGGAGUUUUUGCAAUUUUUUAAAAUCGGCAAAUUAUAUAUAUAUAUAUAUAUAUCUCCCACCUUGCUUUCUGAAUUAGGAAAGUUCCAUGAUCUUGAGCAGCCUCUUCUGCUGGAUGGGAAGUCCAGGUGCCCCCCAUCCCCCCAUUAGCAAGGAGAGGAGAAAGUCUCUUCUUCUUUAAAACUCCAAACUCGCCAGGAAUGGAGAUAGUAGCCCAUUCUUCCCCGUCAAAGACUACUGUGAUCAGAGGCUGAAGGGAAUCGGCCUCGGAGUCGACCAGAACUGGAUGCCGUUGUUCUGUGUGUCAAGGGUGGCCUUACCAGAGCAGUAGAAAACAGGGCCAACCGUUCCUGUGUUGAUGCAUCCCAGGAUUGCAUUGGCCUUUUUGGCAGCUGCAACACAUGGCUGGCUCAUACUUAAGCAGCGGCCCAGUUUCCAGGCUGAGUUAGACAAGAGCUAGCGAGGAUUCCUCUAUGGAAUGUGAGGAUGAGGCCAUUGCCCUGGGGGGACGGGGGACGGGGUGGCGGCAAUUCACACGCAGGGAAAGGGGAGCCCGAUAGAGACAUGAAAUCACGAAUCUCUGCAUUUGGAAGCCGCCUCAGCUCUCACCAUCCCCUCCCCACCUCUGCGACUGCAGCAAAUGCAUUUGCAGCUUCCUUGCGAGGUGGUUGUGCAGCCCCGUCAAGCUGGAGAGAGAAUAAUAACAAAAUAACUGAGAUGGAAGGGGCCUCGGAGGUCUUCUAGUCCAACCCCCUGCUCGAGCAGUAGAUCCUGUACCACUCUGGACAAAUGGCUGUCCAAUCACUUCUUGAAAACCUCCGUCCACAAUAUCUGGAGGUAAAAAACGUUCCACUGGUGAUCCGGGAUUACAGAAUCACAGAAUCGGGUUCUACAUUACUUGGGUUCCAAGUAACCCACCCAUAGAAAGUAGAAUGCCAAGGCGGGGAAUUUCCUCAAAGAACAGUUUUAUUGGAUCCAUCAUAUUGGCACCACUGGUGAAAGGCGACUCUGAGUUCCUGGGGCUUUCACCUAAUUAAAAAGUAAAAGUUUCCCUUUCUCCCAAGUUACUGCUGUCCAAUCCAGGUGCUGGCCGGUUGCUUGGUUACUUGGCUCCUCUCCUGGCCAGCCGCCUGUGAGAACGUCCUUCGUUCCCACAGGAAAGCUUUACUGUUUGGCUACAAAACCCCAUCUAGCUAUUUCCCCCCCUCCCUCCAAGAUGGCUUCAGCCAGGUUCACUUCAGGGUUGACCGUAACAUCUUCAGCGGAGUGUACACUGUUGGUGGUGGUCUCCUUGUAAGGGCUUCGUGUGGUCCGUGGGUCUUGUGAUGGGGAGGUCACGUUAGGUGAGGGUCUUGUGAUGUGAUGGGUCGUGUCAGGUGAGGGUAGAAGGAGCUUCUUCCUUGGGUGAGCAUGGAAGGAUCAUGUAUGUGAUGGGCCUCCUUGAGUCCCUGGCCCAGUCGGACCUCAUAGCAAGAUCCCGCCUUUAUUGGCCAUUCUUGAUUUAUUAUUUAUUGAUUUGAUUUGAUAUUGGGGUUGCCUGGCUCUAGAGAUGAUCCCCUGACCCAUCACAAGACCCUCACAUAACGUGACCCUUACCUGAUGUGACCUCCCCAUCACUAGAUCUACUGACCACAUGAGGCCCUUAUAAGCAGGAGAAAACCAACACUGACAUCCCCUGAACUCCGCUGAAGGCAUCACCUAGCCCGGUAAUAAAACGUUUGGAAACCAGCCCAGCAGCCCAAAGGAGGAACCUCCACUCUCAACUUUCCCCCUCUUUUCUUAAUUUGCUGCUAUCCCCCUUCCCUCCCCCCUGGAAGGCUUUUCCAAAAUUCCUAGGAUUCUGUCUAACAAAGGCAGUUUUAGAAAGCCCUAAGGGAGACCCCAGGCAUUGACAUCUGUGAUGUUGGGUUUCUUUUUGCUGCUUUCUUCAAAGAUCGGAAAAUGCUAAUCGUUUAAUUUCAAGUUUAAGUUUAAUUCUUUUUAAAAAAUGUUUAUACUGUGGACAUUAUGACAGAGAGAAAUCCUGUGUGAUUUUUCUGCAUUUGGAAAAUAAAUUCUUGAUUUCUUAAAAA
This is a messenger RNA of Ahaetulla prasina, 5128 nucleotides long. RefSeq names its product arylsulfatase A (gene ARSA). Gene Ontology annotation, molecular function: arylsulfatase activity. NCBI's taxonomy places the organism in Eukaryota, Metazoa, Chordata, Lepidosauria, Squamata, Colubridae. The transcript has 9 exons. The record is from RefSeq and is a predicted model, not a curated record. The coding region runs from base 1428 to 2960 and encodes 510 amino acids.